This is a messenger RNA of Polyodon spathula (Mississippi paddlefish), 2459 nucleotides long. It is a transcript of the gene pfkfb4b, whose product is annotated as 6-phosphofructo-2-kinase/fructose-2,6-biphosphatase 4b. The transcript is spliced from 14 exons. NCBI's taxonomy places the organism in Eukaryota, Metazoa, Chordata, Actinopteri, Acipenseriformes, Polyodontidae. Gene Ontology annotation, cellular component: cytosol. The record is from RefSeq and is a predicted model, not a curated record. Gene Ontology annotation, biological process: fructose 2,6-bisphosphate metabolic process; fructose metabolic process. Bases 108 to 1517 code for a protein of 469 amino acids. Gene Ontology annotation, molecular function: fructose-2,6-bisphosphate 2-phosphatase activity; 6-phosphofructo-2-kinase activity; ATP binding.
UCUUCCUCUUGCUUGAGGAGGGAGCGCUGGUAUAAAUGGAGAGGCCGGAGACGCUGCUUUUCUUUAGUACGGUUAGGUGGUAGACAGAAAAAAAAGAUCUGUUUACCAUGGCAACUUCACCGAGGGAGUUAACGCAGAACCCGUUAAAGAAAAUCUGGAUGCCUUGCAAAAAUGGCUUUCCGGAAAAACACACCUCGCAAAGGAAAGUUUGCAUGACAAACUGCCCCACGCUGAUUGUCACAGUGGGUCUCCCUGCGAGAGGUAAAACCUACAUCUCCAAGAAGCUGACUCGCUACCUGAACUGGAUCGGAGUCUCUACCAAAGAAUUUAACGUCGGGCAGUACCGACGGGAGUGUGUGAAAAUAUACAAGUCUUUCGAGUUCUUCCGGCCAGACAACGAAGAGGGAUUGAAAAUCAGAAAACAGUGUGCAGCUUCAGCUUUGAAUGAUGUCAGAACAUACCUCAGUGAAGGGGGGCAAGUGGCUGUAUUUGAUGCCACGAACACAACGCGAGAACGAAGAGACACGAUCAUGAAGUUUGCAGACCUGAAUGGAUACAAGGUGUUCUUUGUGGAAUUGGUUUGUGACGACCCAGAGGUUAUUGCUUCAAACAUUGUGCAAGUGAAGCUCGGCAGCCCAGAUUACACGGACUGCAACACGGAUGAGGCAGUGGAGGACUUCAUGAAGAGAAUAAAGUGCUACGAGAACUCCUACGAAACGCUGGAUGAAAUCAAGGACAGGGAUCUCUCCUACAUCAAGAUCAUGGAGGUGGGGAGCCGGUAUCUUGUGAACAGAGUGCUGGAUCACAUCCAGAGCAGGAUCGUUUACUACCUCAUGAACAUCCACAUCGCCCCGCGCUCCAUCUACCUCUGCCGGCACGGAGAGAGCGAGCUAAACGUCAAGGGCAAGAUUGGGGGCGACUCGGGGCUGUCUGCACGGGGCAAGCUGUUUGCAAAGUGCCUGGGUAAAUUCAUCCAGGAGCAGAACAUCAAGGAUUUGAAGGUUUGGACGAGUCAGAUGAAGAGGACGAUUCAGACGGCCGAAGCCUUGGGAGUGCCUUACGAGCAGUGGAAAGCUCUCAAUGAGAUAGACGCUGGUGUCUGUGAGGAGAUGAUGUAUGAAGAAAUUCAGGAUCACUAUCCCCUGGAGUUUGCAUUGCGAGAUCAGGACAAGUACAGAUACCGCUACCCCAAGGGAGAAUCCUAUGAAGAUCUUGUGCAGAGACUGGAGCCGGUCAUCAUGGAGCUGGAGAGGCAGGAGAAUGUGCUGGUGAUCUGCCACCAAGCUGUCAUGCGCUGCCUGCUGGCAUACUUUCUAGAUAAAACUGCAGAGGAACUGCCUUACCUGAAGUGCCCCUUGCAUACAGUGUUAAAACUCACUCCAGUGGCUUACGGAUGUAAAGUGGAAUCCAUUUCUCUAAACGUGGAGGCUGUCAACACGCACAGAGACAGGCCAGAGAAUGUAGACAUUUCAAGACCCCCAGAUGAAGCACUUCUUACUGUUCCUGUGCACCAGUGAAACUGGCUCUGUUUUGGCUGGUCUGACGGUGUCUCACAUCGCCGGUCUCCAAUUCACUUGUCCCAAAAAAACAAAAAAAUUGUUUGUUUUCUAAACUGGAAUCAGAAAUUGAAGUUGCAGUUUGUUUAAAUGUACAAAAUUGAUUUGAAAAAGAGAUUAUGGAAAUGUGGAAAAGAUUAGAAUUGAAAUAUCUUGUGGCAUUCUUUGCAAGUACUGUAACGUGUAAACUGUUUAUUUUCUUUUAACACUACUCCUGUAGAAUCAACACUUGUGUACCGAAGCGUGCACACUAAUGUACAUACUCAUGGUACGAUUCGCUGGUAAGAAUUUCGAUUAUCUGCGGGACUUCCCAGUCUUAUAUCUUAUAUAAGUCACUGCAUGUAAACCAGGUGGCUUUAAAAUCACGUGGAUACUUUGCGCUGCUGUUUCCAAGACCUUCCCUGGAGCAGGUAACUAACCGAGCAGACUUGGAGAAACGGUCGUGCGGGUUAUUAAUUUGUUCUGUAAUACUCUGCAUAUCAAUCGCUCUCCUCGCAGUCUUACUCCCUGAGCACUGUAAUCCCUGGGGCCCCUUUGCGUUUGGAGGAUUUUGGUGUCCAAUUUGUAAGGAUCCCUUUACUAAUUCAUUCAGUAUUUUUGACGUGUAGGUCAGGUAGCGAGAUAAGCAGGGAGGGAUGUACCAGAUAUGACAUUACACAAUUGAAAUGGCGUGCUGUAACAUAGCUUCCUUUGCGAACCACAGAGUUAGGGAGCUGUGCAGUGUCGGGAGUGCGAACAGGAGAGACUUUCUGAAGGAGUCCUGACCAGUGUGUUAAAAUGACAGCUGGACUUGCUGCUCGUGCUGGAAUGAGUGCACAUCUGGAACUGCUGCUUGCCAGGGUGCUUUGCAGAUAAAUAGAAACAUUAAAUACAUUACCCUCCUGUGUGUGUGUGUGUGGGGGG